AUGACAUUUCAUCAAGCUGAACAUUCUCUCUUAGUGAUUCCAGGGCCAAUCGAGGUUACCGAUGAUGUCUUAUUCGCCAAUGCAACACCAUCUCAAUCACACAUGUCAAAAAGUUUUACACAAACUUUUGGAGAAGCAAUUAAAAUGUUUCGACAAGUACUUCUUACUGAACGUGGUCAACCAUUUAUUUUAUCUGGUAGUGGUACACUCGGUUGGGAUAUGGUUGCAUCCAAUUUGACUGAACCUGGAGAUGAAGCACUCGUUUUACAUUCCGGAUAUUUUGGUCAAAGUUUUGCUGAUUGUUUAGAAGCAUAUGGUGCUAAAGUAACUCAACUAAAAGCACCCGUUGGACAAUGUCCAUCACGUGAAGAACUAGUUCAAGCAUUAAAAGCAACGAAGUACAAGAUAGUAACUGUUACACAUGUUGAUACAUCAACUGGUGUACUUAGUAAUCCUCGAAUGGUGUCUGAAGUAGUACAUGAAGUAAGUCCUGAUACAUUGGUAGUACUCGAUGGAGUAUGUUCAGUAGGUAGUGAAGAAAUUCGUAUGGACGAAUGGUCAUUAGAUGUCGUGAUGUGUGCUAGUCAAAAAGGUUUAGGUGUACCACCUGGACUUAGUCUAGUAUGUGCUAGUGAAAGAGCUAUUCAUUUAGUUGAAGCACGUAAGACUAAAAUAAAUUCGUAUUUUGCUUCGUGGCUAAAUUGGUUACCUGUAAUGCGUGGUUAUGAACAAGGUAAACCUGUGUAUUUUGCAACACCACCUGUUCAACUUAUAUGUGCUCUUCAUGUAAGUUUGAAAGAGAUUACUUCAAAACCUAUUGAAGAACGUUGGGCAAAACAUAAACAAGCUAGUACCGAUUUUAAACAAUUUGUGACCGAUGAACUUGGAUUGAAACAAGUCCCUAAUGAUUCAUCAAUAGCUGCUAAUGGAAUGACAGCUAUUUAUUUUCCUAAUGGUUUAUCAGCAUCGGACAUCAUUCCACGAUUACUUGAACGUGGUAUAGUUGUUGCUGGUGGCCUUCAUAAAGAAAUAAAAGAUAAAUAUUUUCGUAUUGGACAUAUGGGUAUAUCUGUUAUUGAUACAACAACUCGUCAUGAUCUUGAAAAAAUUAAAGAUGCUUUGAGAAAUGUAUUGAAUGCAGCUGGCUAUUGUAUAAUAGCAAUGCUUCAUUAA
Rotaria sp. Silwood1 is the source of this 1173-nucleotide messenger RNA. Lineage: Eukaryota; Metazoa; Rotifera; Eurotatoria; Philodinida; Philodinidae. The record is from the annotation of a GenBank genome assembly.